GAACUGCUUUGUGUAUUCCUGAGCUCACUCCAUCAAAACAUAGGAUUACAAUAUUUCGGUACGAAAAUGUCGAUUCAGCCAAGUCAGAUAUAAAAAGAAUAUUUGCACAUGUUUUAAGAAAUGUAUACGAAGUUAGAAUGCAUGAAGAUUUGGCAAUGGGGGAAAUCUAUGUGAUAGAUUGUGAAAAUCUUAAACUAGAUAUUGUAUUAAAAAUAACACCAGUAAUACUAAAGCAGUGUGCGUUUGUUUUCGAGAACGUGCACAGUUUUAGACUGAAAGCAAUACAUUAUAUCAACCCUCCAGGAUAUUUUCAUAACACCAUUACAUUGCUUAAAUCGAUGCUGAGUAAAAAGUUAUCAGAAAGGGUAUAUAGCCACAAAACAAUUAAUGACCUGACAAAAUAUAUUCCAUUGGAUCUUCUGCCUAGUGACUACGGCGGUAAACAAAAAUCUUGCAGUGAAUUAGCCGAGUUAUGGAAACAAAAAAUGUUUGAAUAUAAGGACCGAUUUGACCAACUCGAAAGUAUGAAAGUAAAUGAAGAGCUUCGACCAGAAAAACUACAAAAUGAUGAACUCUUAGGUUACCAUGGCAAUUUUAAAAAGAUUGAGACAGAUUAACUAACAAUUUUGUAAAUGGACAGCAAUAAGAGGACAAAGAAACAAUUUAAAAUUAUAACAAAACAUUAUAUUUAUAAUGGUCACGUUAAGUUGUUAAAUAAUAUGUAGAGCAAGUAGGCUCAAAGCACAUAAAGCACAUUUUAUCUAUGUAAUAAAGUUUAUGUUUA
This is a messenger RNA of Diabrotica balteata, 784 nucleotides long. The record is from the annotation of a GenBank genome assembly. NCBI's taxonomy places the organism in Eukaryota, Metazoa, Arthropoda, Insecta, Coleoptera, Chrysomelidae.